Molecule: messenger RNA, 3488 nt
Organism: Mercenaria mercenaria
Lineage: Eukaryota; Metazoa; Mollusca; Bivalvia; Venerida; Veneridae
Exons: 3
Coding region: 265-1779 (504 amino acids)
Source: RefSeq, a predicted model, not a curated record
AUAAACAUUACAGACACACAUGAAUGAUACACUAAUAUAACAAAAUUCAACAUCAAACUUUUCUGAUUAUGUUAGUCGAGUUGAUCGAGUUUUUAUGUAGACUGACAAGCAGUGUUAAUGCAUGAGACCCAUGGUAGACAUAUAUAACUCAAUGUUUAUACAUGUUGACGAACCGCUGACAAUCGCAUUUAAAGAAUAAAAAAGGAAACAAAACAGCAGCAACAACAAAAACAGUGCACUGAUGUUGGAUAUUAACCAUUUGCAAUGGCAACCGUGGAUGUUACUGCUGAGGAAAUAGAAGGUGCACCGUUACUCAUUAAUUCAACGGUGAAAGAAAUUAAACCUGUAACAAGGUCAAGGCUGAACCUUCUAUUGUGCAUUGUGCUAGCCGUCAAUACAUCGUUUCAGUUAAUAGCAAUAGUGACACCGGGAUGGAACGUACUUAGAGGAGAUAUUACCUCUUCUUACGAGUCUGUGUAUUACACCAUCGCGUGUGCGGAUACCACACCCUUGGAGAACAUUUCAACAACAGUAUGCAACACAAUCACCUUCCUAGAUGACUUCUCAGAGACCUACAACUCGGCAAAAGACACCUUAAAACCUGCCCUGGUGUCAGUGUAUAACCUUAGAGUUCGUAAUCAGAUCAACAUUCAAUUUAGUUGGUUUAUUGUGGCUGGGGCAACUAUUUUUCAAGUGAUCAGAUAUAUCCGAACUAACAAAGGAUACCCAAGAAUCACGGCUAUCAAUGCGAUGGGCCUCAUUUGCGCCUGUUUAGCAAUGUAUCAGUCUUUGUACGAGGCUAUAGUAAAAAUAGAUUUAACAUCACGACAGGCAGAAUAUAUAUCUAUGGAAGUUGGUGUUCCAUACAGUGUGGUUCUUUAUCUCAUUGCCUUUGUGCAGACUUGUGCAUGCACUAUCAUUGUGCUAAAACAACUUAACGAUUACAUACGCCACAUUCAACUAGCGUUGAAAGAAACCAAAGUACAAGUUGAUACACUACAGAUAAAAUAUGACGCAGAAGUUGAAGAAUUCCGACAUUAUCGUCAUUUACAUUCCGACAAAAAUCAUUUGAGAGGACGUAGUCGGAAAUCACAUAGAAUUAAUAGAGGAUCCCAAAGGGGAGAUAAUCGUCAAAGACAGUCAACAAAAGUCAGGGAACACAAUGAUCAUUCUCCUAAACGUACUGGAAAUAAACAUGGAGCUAGACACAGUGAGCAACUUGAAAGAUCACAUGCUCGUUCAUCUAGGAAACGUGAUCGUGCCCGUGAAACAAAAGACCGUCAUAACCAUAGACGUGACCAUUCUCAGGGAACCAGUGACUUUUCUGUAACAUCACGUGACUCUUCACUUGAUGCCAGAAACCAUCUACAAAGUAACCAUGAACCAUCACGUGAGUCAGUUCAACUUACUAGUCAACAACACGUUUCAACAGGACAGGCGGAUUCUAAUCCUGAUAAACAGAUGCAAGAAUCAUGUGACAAAACCAGCAAGUGGGAAGGACAUUCUGAGGCAAUAACAGCUAAUAUUGAAAUGUCAACGGAAGAACUUAAAGGCACAAACAGUAAGUCUAAGAAAACAUCAGACGUACUGAGGGACGAACAACAAAUGACAAACAAUCUUAAUACCAGAAAACAAGUAAAUGUAACAGAAGAAAAACAGGAAAUAAAAUUAAAAGAUUGUGCCAACAAGGAUAUAAUUUCUCAAACUGACAAUGCAGCUAGAACAAUUUUUGCUGAGGUUCAUAUUCCAAGUAUAGACGGUGUGGAGAUAAAAGACUAGUGUGUUGAGCCAAACACACGCGCACUGACAUUAUGAAGUAUUUGUUCAGCUUUAGGCCUAAUUCAUUACCUCUCAUGAACAGACGCAGCCAAACAGAGUCCACAAUAACUUUACUUAGUUAUUUCCUAAGGAACCUCUUAAAAUUUUUAGUAACAGCAUACGUGUCAUGUAGCGGUUGUAAAAAGUCACCCCGUACAAUGCUGUAUGUAUUCUUUUUUCUGAUCAUUUGGGCUCAUUGAGUCCAUUCCAUUUCAUAAUUUGACUUAAGUUGGUUAUAGUUGGCGUGAGGGAGCUUGUACAUUUCAAUACAUCCAUCUCAUUAACAGAAUCAGUCAGACCGAGUCUGCUAUAGUUUUGCUUGAUUCUUAUGCUUUCAAGGAAUAUAAAGAUACUCUUAUAGGUUUAUACUUAUACAUAAAUACCGCUUAUUGAAAUGCAAAACAAAUCCGUUGUUUGAAUGGUAUAUUUCCUUACAUGUAUCAGUUUUUAUAAUUUUAUACUUAUUUUGCUUUCGCAGUGAAGUAGGCAAUGAACUUGCCUGUCGAACCUAGCCCUGCUAGUAGCGUUAGUAUACCUGCUCACAUGACAGCAGUUUUGUCUAAAAGCCGAUUAUAAAAGUUAAAACAAAAACUGGCAGUCAGGUGUCACUUUAACGUUUAAUGGGUUAUAAAAGAUAGAUUUUUUUCACCUAAAUGUUACCACAGAGACACCCACUCUUCCUGGCCUCUGCUGAUUACUUCUCAUCUGGUCUACCGCUUACAUUUUCCCGACCGAUUCUCCUCCACCACCUAUCUCUCCCCGAUUGCUUCUCCUCUACCACCUAGCCUCUCCCUGAUCGCUUCUUCUCUACCACCUAGCCUCUCCCCGAUCGCUUAUCCUCUACCACAUAGCCUCUACCCGAUCGCUUACCCUCUACCACAUAGCCUCUCCCCGAUCGCUUAUCCUCUACCACGUAGCCUCUCCCCGAUCGCUUCUCCUCUACUACCUAAUCUCUUCCCGGUCGCUUAUCCUCUAACACCUAACCACUCCGCGAUCGCUUCUCCUCUACCACCUAUUCUAUCCCCGAUCGCUUCUCUUCUACCACAUAGCCUCUCCCCGAUCGCUUAUCCUCUACCACAUAGCCUCUCCCCGAUCGCUUAUCCUCUACCACAUAGCCUCUCCCUGGUCGCUUAUCCUCUACCACAUAGCCCCUCCCCGAUCGCUUCUCCUCUACCGCGUAGCCUCUCCCCGAUCGCUUCUCCUCUACUACCUAAUCUCUUCCCGGUCGCUUAUCCUCUACCACCUAACCACUCCGCGAUCGCUUCUCCUCUACCACCUAUCCUAUCCCUGAUCGCUUCUCUUCUACCACAUAGCCUCUCCCCGAUCGCUUCUCCUCUACUACCUAGACUUUCCCUGAACGCUUAGCUUCUCCUGAUCGUUUCUCCUCUACCACCUAGACUAUCCCUGAUCGUUCUCCUUUACCACAUAGCCUCUCCCCCGAUCGUUCUUCUCUACCACAUAGCCUCUCCCCGAUCGCUUCUCCUCUACAACCUAGCCUCUCCCAGAACGCUUCUCCUCUCCCACCUAGCCUCUCCCUGACCGUUUCAAACGUUUCUUUUUUUUCUUUAAUAUUGAUGCAUGCAGCAAGACUUACCAAUACAAUAUUUCUGUAUUUCGUCAAGGAUACAUAUCAAAAACUACAGACUAUAAAAUAAAUAUAACAGAUUGAA